Molecule: messenger RNA, 1814 nt
Organism: Patiria miniata (bat star)
Lineage: Eukaryota; Metazoa; Echinodermata; Asteroidea; Valvatida; Asterinidae
Product: prostatic acid phosphatase-like
Exons: 10
Coding region: 84-1382 (432 amino acids)
Biological process (GO): dephosphorylation; lysosome organization
Cellular component (GO): lysosome
Molecular function (GO): acid phosphatase activity
Source: RefSeq, a predicted model, not a curated record
AGAUCUUAGUGCACGGAGUUCGCAUGUCAUUCGUCCGGGUGUAAAACAUUGACAGCACUUAUUUACCUCCUAAUUUAGCCAAUAUGCACCGAUUUUUCCUGAUAUUCAUUGUACUUCUCUGUAGAGGUGGUUUUCACUCCUUUGCAGGCCUUGUAAAUGGACAAAGAACACUGCAGCUUGUAAAUUUGCUAUAUCGCCAUGGUGAUAGGACACCUGUAAACAUCUACCCUACUGAUCCACACCAGGCAGAUACAUGGCCGGAGGGGCUGGGUCAACUGACUACACUUGGCAUGAACAUGCACUACAAUCUUGGCCAAUGGCUGCGGAAACGCUACAUUGAUUCAGGAUUCAUGAAUGCUACAUACAACAGAUUAUCUCUCCAUGUUCGCAGCACUGACAAAGAUCGGACGCUGAUGUCGGCCGAGUCAGACCUGGCCGGACUCUACCCACCACAGGGAAACCAGAAAUGGAAGGCAGGAUUUGAUUGGAUGCCCAUUCCAGUACACACCGUCCCAUUGGAUGAAGAUUAUCUUCUUGAAGCAAAUGGACCACCUUGCCCAGUAUAUGAUGAACUCAAGGAACAGAUAAAGGACGAAGCUGAAUACAAAGAGUUGGAAGCGCAAUACAAGGAUUUUAUGGCUAACCUGACAAUCAACACUGGUUUUAAAACCCCAGUGACUGUAAAUAACAUUUACAAGAUUGAAGAUCCUCUAUUUGUCGAGAGACAGCAUAACUUAUCCUGGCCGGCAUGGACUAACGUUCCAGGAUUCUACACCACUCUUAAAUUUCUGUCUGAUAAAGGCAUGUACUUUCUGUUCAACUCAAAAGAGAAGAGUCGACUGAAAGGGGGUCCAUUGGUUGGUCAAAUCAUAGACAACAUGGUGAAUAAAUCGACCACGACUGACCCAGACGAUCUCAGGCGAAGAGUCUAUAUGUAUUCAGCUCAUGAUACAACAGUGGCAGCUUUCCAAUCAGCAUUAGGUGUCUACAAUGGUCUUCAGCCCCCUCUGGCUUCCUGCGUUGGCAUCGAGAUGUGGAAAGAAGUUAGCGGGGAAUACACAGUCAAUAUGUGGUACCAUAACGAUACAACCAAAGAUGUCCCCUACCCCCUCCUGCUGGAUAACUGUAACAGGUCGUCCUGUCCGCUUGACGAUUUCAUCAAAGUCACCAAGGACAUUGUCCCAGAUGAUAUCAAGCAAGAAUGCGGCGUUGCAGCGCCGGUUGGUCUCAACAGCACACUUAUAAUCAUCCUUGUCAGCAUUGUCAUCGGUCUCCUAGCCAUCAUCAUAAUCGCUCUGGCUGGACUGGUCGUAUGCCGUUGUCGCAGCAACAGGACCAAGGACGGUCACAUCCGACUACCGACAGACGACACGACGGCAUGACUACUUGAGGAGGACAGUGAUGAAUAUGAGCACAGCGCCGGACACAAUACGGAGAUUCUAAUGACACCGGUCUACACUGAAGGAUUCUCCCGUCAUAGACCAAAUUACUAUCGCAAUUAGUGAGGUGGCGCAUCGCUCAUGUGCAUGUGGCACAUGUCCUUUAAGCCUGUUAGUCUCUGUACUGCCCAAAACAGCCCUGCCUAUUACUCCCUAUAGUGCCCGAUACUGCCUGAACACUCUAUGGUUUUAUUGCAUCAUCAUUGAAUAAAUACAAUGUAAUACAAGGAGGCCCAGGUGCUAAAUGGAUAGAUUUGAUGCAUGCGUGUAACAUGAAAGUAGUCAUUCCACCUCUAACCCAAAAACAUUUUUGUAAAUUUUUAGGAAAGAUUUCCAUAUAAGAAGUUCACUCAUUUUCCUCUGUAUUGACUAACA